AUGUCAGACACAUCGUACCGUGUUUCCCCUCUCUCAAAUUUAUCGGUUCAGCAGCGAAUGUCCAUCGCGUUUCCCAAUAUUCCGCCACCUGGUCAUCUGGAGAUCUUCACACUGUCUACUCAUUCGUCAAUGGACAGUGACCUCACCGCAUGCCUGUGGACCGAAGAAGACAGGCUACACGAUACCAUUACCACACUCGCGACUUGGUCGGGUGAUUUGGACCCAGAUCGGGCUUCAACGGACCAUCUAACCAUGCUUAAAAGGUUUCCAGAACUUAUGAGCCUCUUUGAUACGCAUGCCUCAUUCGGUCUGUCGUUCCACGUACUCCAAGUCUCAUCUUCUUCUGGAGGAUCCGCCAAUGCCUAUUUAAAUGUCGCUCGUCUCUUGGCGCCCACUGAUCGAGUUGUCCUGUUCCCUGAUGGUUUGCCUUCGCACCUCUCGAGUAAUUUGUACAGUUCCAUCAUUCGGUCGACGUCUCUGCAGCCUCUUGUACUGGGCAACAAUAGCCGUGGGAUAUAUCCAUUCGCCCCGAUGUCCCCUGUCAUUCUUCCCAAGGAUUAUCCUACGUGGUGUACCGAGCGUUUCUCUCUUUUCCGAUCUCGAUCACUCGACUGGGAAGACUGUCUCUGGCAACUGUGGCUUGAAAGUGCUGGUGAGGUCAAGUCUACGGCGGUGGAUAACUGGCCAGUGGUGGAAACCAGUGAAUCCAACAACUCCGCCAUAUCCGCAAAGCAUAGACGACGCUGGACUAUCAAAUAUCGUACAGAAGCCUGUGCUCUCGCUAUGAAACGAGCACAGAUCUUGGAAGCAACUAGUUAUGCAGACAAGAAGGCGUUCCAGUGGCGCAAGAAAUUCUGUCACGAGUCUCUGGGUACUUCUCCGGCAAACGCUGUUUAA
Molecule: messenger RNA, 897 nt
Organism: Suillus subalutaceus
Lineage: Eukaryota; Fungi; Basidiomycota; Agaricomycetes; Boletales; Suillaceae
Exons: 4
Coding region: 1-897 (298 amino acids)
Source: RefSeq, a predicted model, not a curated record